AUGCCCGACUACGACGACGCCCUCGAGGCGCGCAUCCCAACCACGUCCCCCGACGCCGUGCGCGAGCUCCUGCUGCACGCCUGGUCGCGCGACCUGCCCGCCCUCAAGACGCUCCUCGCCGCGCGCCCCGGCGCCGCCAGCGAGCAGGAUCCGACGACCGGCGAGACGCCCCUGCACGCCGUCGUCCGCGGCUGCGGCCCGGCCGCCGACGAGGAGGAAGAGGACGGCGGGGCGGUGGUGGAAGAGGCCCGCGCCUGCAUCCAGGAACUCUUCUACGGCGGCGCCAUCUGGAACGACGUCGACAACCACAACGAGACGCCCGGGUGCACCGCCGCGCGCCUCGGCCAGACCGCGCUGUACCGCAUGUUUGUCGAGGCGGGCGUGCGCGCGGAGAUGCUGUUUGGGCUGAUGAACGAGUACGAGCAGCUGUCGUCUGCCGGGGAGGACGAGGACGAGGAGGAGGGGCAGGGUGAGGAAGACGCUACGCAGGAUAUGGAAGGAGAAGAAAAGUACGAGGCGGAAGCGGACAAGGCGGACGAGGAAAUGACGGCAACAGCUCCUGCGCAGUUUGUGCCUCCGGACGCGGGUGAAAAGACAGUCACCAGCGAUGAGUACCUGCAGUCCACCAUUACAUACGACGGCGACAAGCUUCUCGACGACGACCUCAACGGCGUCAUGAUGGCCUGGGAGACGGACAUUAUGCAGCGCUCCGUCGCCAGCCUCCUGCCGCCGUCCCCCGCCAGCACCGGCCCGCGCAUCCUCAACAUUGGCUUCGGCAUGGGCAUCAUCGACGGUCUCUUCGCCGCGCACGCCCCGUCCAAGCACCACAUCAUCGAAGCGCACCCGGGCGUCCUCUCCCACGUCGGCGAGACCGCUUUCGGCGCCGCCUGGGAAGCCCGCAGCCCCGCGCCCGGAGCCUUUCAGAUGCUCCCCGGCAAGUGGCAGGACGUGGUGCCGACGCUCGUUGCCCGCGGCGAGCUGUACGACGCCAUCUACUUUGACACAUUUGGGGAGGACUACGCGGAGCUGCGCACGUUUUUUACGGAGCACGUGCCCGUGCUGCUCGACAUGGACGGCCGGUUCGGCUUCUUCAACGGGCUCGGCGCCGAUCGGCGCGUGUGCUACGAUGUGUACGCGCAGGUCGUGGAGAUGCACGCGUCCGAGGCUGGGCUAGAUGUCGAGUGGGAGACGGUCGAGGUGGACAUGAGCGAGCUUAACGAGGACGGUAAGGGCGCGUGGGAAGGCGUUCGUAGACGGUACUGGACGUUGGACAGUAAGUUUCUUGACCCGCCUUGCUACUGUGAAUUGCGCUAA
Molecule: messenger RNA, 1314 nt
Organism: Cordyceps militaris CM01
Lineage: Eukaryota; Fungi; Ascomycota; Sordariomycetes; Hypocreales; Cordycipitaceae
Product: arginine N-methyltransferase (Rmt2), putative
Exons: 1
Coding region: 1-1314 (437 amino acids)
Biological process (GO): peptidyl-arginine methylation
Cellular component (GO): cytoplasm; nucleus
Molecular function (GO): protein arginine N5-methyltransferase activity
Source: RefSeq, a predicted model, not a curated record